Molecule: messenger RNA, 1284 nt
Organism: Myxozyma melibiosi
Lineage: Eukaryota; Fungi; Ascomycota; Lipomycetes; Lipomycetales; Lipomycetaceae
Exons: 1
Coding region: 1-1284 (427 amino acids)
Source: RefSeq, a predicted model, not a curated record
AUGUCUUAUUCCUACUCUUUCUCUGAAGGUCGCGGCUGUCCUUUUGGCCGCCCUCCUCCUCCUCCGCCCUUUGGCUACCACCAUGGUUCCCAUGGUCCUCAUGGACCCCAUGGACCCGGUGGCUUCGGUCCCAGAGGACCCCCUCCUUUCGGCCCUUCGCCUUUUGAUCACCACGAUCGCCACGACCGUCAUCACGGCCCCGGUGGCUUCGAUCGUCACGGAGGACCCCAUCCCUUCGACCACGACCACCAUGAUCGCCACGACCGCCACCACGGCCCCGGCUUCCCUGGUCGUCGCCCCGGUCCUCCCCCUGGUCCCUCUCCGUAUGGACCUCUCCCCCCUCCCGGACACUUCGGUCGCCACGGCCAUGACGACCACUUCGAAGGACGCCAUGGUCCCCAUCGACACGGACGCCACCGCCAUGGCCGCCGUGGCCUCCACGAUCGCCGUCCUGAUGCCGAAGCAGAGCCUGCCUCUGCCACAUCCACCGAGACCGCUGCUGGUGAGCCCUCCGCUGUCGCCGAAGAGGCUGCAGACGGUCCUUCUUCGACUGAGCGAAUCGUCUUAGUCGAGCUCGAGGAUGCCACUAGCACCUCUGGCCGCGCGACCCCCGAUGAUCCCGACGCUGAAAACGACAGCGAGGCUUCCUCCGACUCGGAGAGCGACUCGUCGUCUUCAUCGUCUUCUGGCUCCGAGUCUGACGACGAGCAUCCCCCUCACCGCAGACACUGUCAUAAGCGCCACCAUCGUCGCCCCAGUCACGGUGGAAUGCCGCCUUUUGAUUUCCAUGGACGUGGCAUGGGCGGCAAGCGCAGACGCCACGAUGAUUUCGAUCACUACUUCAGACCGGGUCCCUGGCACCCGGACUUUGAUCAUGAGCCUCACUUUUACGGAGAGUUUGAGGGGGCACAUGGAUUCCCUGGACGACACCCUCAUGGUCCUCCUCCUCCCGGCCCCCCUCCCAUGGGCCGUCCUCCCCACCACGGCCGUCGUCCGCACAUGAGCGAGUCUCAUGAGCGCGAUCACUUUGAUCCCUAUGACCACCACGAGCACGGUGAGUUUUCAGGUCAUGGCCCCCGCGGACGUUUUGGCCCUGAACGUCCUCCUUUCGGAUUUCACGAUCGUCGUCCCGAAUACCACGAGCCACAUGACCGGGAGUUUCCCCCGUUCGGGUAUCGCCGCUUUUACUAUGAGUAUCCGCUUGCUGGUAUGCCCCCUCCACCUCCUCACCGCCGCGGCCACCACGGUCACCGCGGUCACAGAGGACAUGGUCACGGGUACUGA